ACCUCUCCAGGACUGAGGGUACACUGGAGCGGGGUGAGGUGGGCUGGGAGGGAGGGGAGAGUGUGGGUCACCCAGCGAAGGGUUGACUCGUCAGGAUCAAAUUCAGGGCUCUCAUCGGGAGGAUAGAGGAACCACCGCUUACGGCCGAAUAUCGUCUCUGCAAAUGUCGGGCCGUGAAUGUGGAAUGGGACACCGGUCCCUGGGCCAGCCAACCCGAAACUCAAAACUGGUUCCAUCCCCGGUAGGGUGUAGGGGGGUAGUUGGUAGAGCGAGAACAGUGGAGACCAUCUCUCUCGGUCGUUGUCUCCGAAAUGAUAGAAAGUUUCGUUCCCGAGAGCGUGUGGUGACUGAGGUCUCACGUGGUGGGAUACGUAGUCACAUAGCGUCAUCUGGGUCUUGGUGUAGGAGUGUGUGUUGGCCGUUGCCACUGUGAUCAGGUCCGGUCCGUAGUCUGCCAACAGUCUCCACUUUGUCGAGGCUCGUUUGAACCUCGUUUGAGGAGGGACACCCUCCAGAAUCACCGGUCGAGUCUCCGAGAACUUUUCAAGAAACUCCAGCUGUGAUAGUGUCCCGACGUUCCUCCUCUCAAUGUUGCAGGGUCCUGUGAGGUCAGACAGGUCGUGAGAGAUGCUCCAACCUCCACCACUGCCACAUUCAAGCUCAGCCAUCACCUCAAACAUCUCACUUGUGCUCUCUUCUUCCAAAAACCUCCCCUGAGAGUCCGCGUUGUCCUUGAACGUGCACGUACCACUGCAUACCUGCUCGUAAACGUACGUUAGGUUGACUGACAUUUUAUCCACGGGUCCGUCCGACUGCGCGGUCGCCACUCCAGGCAGAAGAACGGAGCAGGUUUCACAUAGCACGUCGUUUACAACGAGACUCUUGCUGUGUAGCCACAGGGUUUGCGGUAUUAGGACCAGCAGAAAGUAGAUACUUACGCUGUAAAGCAGGGAAAGUUGCCUUGAGCAGCUGCAGAGCUGCAUACCCAUUGCCCUUAUGGUGCGCUUUAUUUAGAUAUCAGCUGCGCGUCAAUUGGAGCAAAGAGUUUGCUAGUGAGUUUGCAAGGAUAGCUAGAGAAAGAUGAGGCUGUGCAAAGGAGUCGUUGUGCUAUUCGUCCUGCUAAUGCUGGCCUCUGGUGCAAAAUGUACCCUCAGCAAACGUGACAAGAAAGACAAGAAGAGCAAGAGCAAAGAUGUAUCAGAGGAGCUACCUGCAGAGAGUGUGGAGGAACGUGAGCUGGUGACCAGUAGCCCCAAGUGGAAAGAGAUUGUAAACAACCACCACCUGUAUUCCUCCAACCAACAGCACACUAGAGACAUGAUGGAUGGAGCCAUGGUUCUCGGAUACGUGACCCCUGUAAGUUACACUCGAACUAUAGUUUCUGUGUCUGUGUGUGAGUGUGUAAUAUAUGCUUCUUCAGUGGAAUAGUCACGGUUACGACAUUGCUAAGAUGUUUGCGAGGAAAUUCACCCACAUAUCUCCUGUUUGGCUCCAACUGACGCGCAGGCAUGGAAUUGGACUGGCUAUGGAAGGAACACAUGACAUAGACCAAGGGUGGGUGUCGGACGUAAGGAGGGCAGGAAGUGGGGUGAAGAUAGUGCCCAGGGUUCUGCUGGAAGGAUGGACGAUGGCUGAUUUCCAGGAGGUGUUUGCCAGCGAAGCAAACAUGGCACGAGUGGCUGAGUUUGCUGCACAGAACUUGCAGAAGCACAAGUUUGAUGGAAUGGUUCUGGAGGUGUGGAGUCAGCUUGGUGGCCGAUUCAAUAGUGAGCUGACCCACUUAGUGAAGGCGCUGGCAAAUAGUUUGCAUGCAGUGGGCCUGGAGCUCAUCCUGGUGAUCCCAGCAGCCAAGAGAGGAUCCCUCUUUGGUCAGUCAGAUUUCGAUAGGCUGGCUCCACAUGUGGAUGGCUUUAGUCUCAUGACCUAUGACUAUUCCAGUCCAGGGAGUCCAGGUCCUACUGCUCCCAUUGAGUGGAUGGAAGGAUGUGCAGUGGGACUGUCUCACCAGCCAUCUCCUCUCAGACAAAAGAUACUGCUCGGCCUAAACUUCUACGGUUAUGACUUCACCAGUUCUGGAAUGGACCCAAUUGUUGGACACAGGUAUAUUGAGUUACUAAGGGAGCAAAAACCAAAAAUCAAGUGGGACAGCGACUGUGCAGAACACUACUUCAAGUACAAAUACAAAAGCCAGCAACAUGAAGUCUACUACCCAACACUCAAAUCAAUCCAGGAUCGACUGAGACUAGCCCAGGAGCUGGGAACUGGUAUCUCCAUCUGGGAGAUAGGACAAGGACUCGAUUACUUUUAUGAGCUUUUUUAAAAGAAUCUGCUGGUUAUCAUCACUGUAAUCAGACAAAGGUAUAUGCCGAAGUUGUGGCGGUUCUGUAUUUAAUGAAAUACCUACGAGCUUCUCAUUCAGGUGAUUGUGACAUUUGUUAUACAUGGGAAAGUGUUUAAAGGCCCUGUAUCCAAGUGUUGUUAAAUCCACAAUUGAGCUCGACUGAAAGCAAAAAACCAUAGAAAAUCCAGCUAUGGAACAAGUAGGGAGGAAUCUAUAGUGGUUAGCGUGCUCUGAUGUGAUAGGGUGAGAGAGAGCUGAGACGGGUCUGGUUUCUGGAGAAACAG
Messenger RNA from Geodia barretti, 2625 nucleotides. Lineage: Eukaryota; Metazoa; Porifera; Demospongiae; Tetractinellida; Geodiidae. The record is from the annotation of a GenBank genome assembly.